GAUACCGCUGUGCCACAACCUUGCCAACUUCCGUUGUUCGCGUUCCUUGAGCGAUUCCGACGUCUCCUUUGCAGCUGAUAUACGAAAUAGAGUCUGUAUACGCUACGACGUAGCUAGUCGUGUGUGCAGGCUAUUGUUUAGGGCGCGGUGAUGGCGUCUUUUGUGCAACGCCAAGGGCCGUUGCCCGAACAGGGGACAAAUGCAGCUACGGAAGAUACGACGAAGAAGUUGGCAACCACAGUGGUCGCGCAGCAUGAUGACCGCGUUUUCGAGGAGGACAGCUCGGCAUUCGAGUGCAACAUUUGCCUGGAGCUAGCCAAGGAGCCGGUGGUGACCCUCUGUGGACACCUCUACUGCUGGCCGUGCCUUUACCGGUGGAUGCAGUUGCAGGUUUACACUAGGGCGUGCCCAGUCUGCAAAGCGGGUGUGGAAAUUGAGAAGGUGGUGCCAAUAUACGGGCGAGGUUCUGAACCGGCGACCAAAGUGCAAGAAGCCGUAAAGCCGGUCCCGCCACGCCCUGCCGGGCAGAGGCCUCCACCUGUGCCGGCCAACGCGACGCCUGGCCAGCCGCAGCAGGGUGUCAUUCCGUCGCUGUUUGGGUUCCAUCUAGGGCCUGGGCAGGGGUACAACGAGGCGCUGACACCGGAACAGCAGCACCAGGCUUUCCUGUCACGCCUUCUGCUGAUGCUGGGCUCGUUCGUCAUCAUGUGUUUGCUGCUGUUUUAGGAGGUGAGCGAGAGUGCGCGUGGCUUCUGCCAGGGCAUGGUGCAGCGAACCCCCAGUUAUCCGUUGUGUUGUACGCUGUACCAUGAGAAAGUGCCAAAGCACAUGGGAUCGUAGAUGGCAGCCCCGUUUACCAGCUCAAGCCGCGUUUCCCCUUCUCCACCUGGCUGGUUAGACGCGGCGAAUUGGCGAAGUUGAAUCUUAGCGUAGAACUCCAAUUAGUGUCUUGACGGACUUAGCCUCGCAUUGGAGGGGCAUCGGAAGAAGCAUUGGGACUCGAGCGACAUCCGUUGGGCGAGGGAUGCAGUGGAGGGCACCGGUAGUGUUCUGCAUGAUGUUGGCUACGGCGUCGCUUUCACGCUUUCACCUUUAUUACUCCACCCGUGGUACGUCUGUGUCAUACACCACAUAACAACUUCCAUAUGGGGUGUGGGAUUUAAUGGGGAUGGAUGCCAAGCCUUGCACCACACCAGGCAUGUGGGUGAACGUGCCUGCGUGUUAUAUGCUAGCAGCCAUCCCGACGUCAUUUCAUACGAGUACUAGAGUAUAACAUGUACAGAUACUGCCGUGACUGUGCCGGUGCGCGCCGGGAUGAACGGCAAGUGCAGCGAAGUGCAAGUGCACUGCUGCUGACGCCAUGUUCGUCGUUUUUGCAUAGGUCUUUCGAAGGAGGGUUAGCGGCGUCCGUGUGGUUCAUGCAUGCUGAGCAGGUAGGGCACAUAUGGUUGGGCUGUUGUGCUUCUAGGGAGGGCGGCUAGAACCUAGACAUGUUCUCAGUUCUGUGCUGCUGCUGUUGCUGGCGACACAUGCACUUAUUGCGGUCAUUGAGGCGGCAUGUUGCGGACUGGGGCAACGCAUGUCAGCCGUGUGUUGUGUCGGUUUCACGUAGGAUUGAGGAGUAGGCGGAAGACUGAUGUCUAUUUCAGCUGUGGGGCCCUGUACGGCGCAUCCUGUGCGCUUCCAGGCAGCAUUCUACGUUACGCGUUUUUCCAUUUGGGCUUUCGUCAUUGUGUCGUCAAAUGGAGUUUUUUGCUCUGGCUUGCUGCUGUACGUUUGUGGAAGCGCAUCUCGAUGCACCCGCUCCCCCGCUGGAGGCACGGGGGGGGACUGUGGGGGGUACCUGCACGAGAGGGGAAUAUCUACAAACAGUUGCAUUUUCGAGGCCACAGGGAAC
Messenger RNA from Astrephomene gubernaculifera, 1897 nucleotides. The record is from the annotation of a GenBank genome assembly. Lineage: Eukaryota; Viridiplantae; Chlorophyta; Chlorophyceae; Chlamydomonadales; Astrephomenaceae.